AUAAGCAGUAUUAAGCACCCUCUUCUUCUAAAAUCUUGAACUCUCCGAGUUACUCCUUACUCUCACGCAAACUAUGGGGGACCGAGAACGACACAGAGACCGGGACAGAGAAAGACGCCGAGACCGCGUCCGCGUCAAGAGCUCGCAUACACCCGAGCGCACCAGACCACGCCAUACCCGCUCCCGCACGCGCUCCAUCUCCCGUUCUCGGACUCCAGACGACAGGUCCCACCGGCGGCGCCAGCACCACGACCGCAGCCUCUCGACGGAGCCACGCAAGCAGCAGCGGCGCGAGUCGACUGUGGAGGACGAGAGGGACAGAAAGAAGGCCGCGGUUUUGGACUUGGUUGAGGGCAUCGCGAAGGAGCAGAAAACUCAGCAGAAGCCGAGCAGCGAUGGUGAUGGUGGUGAGGGUAUGGACGAGGAUGAGAUUGAGAUGAUGAAGAAAUUGGGGAUGCCGACUGGGUUCGACUCGACAAAAGGGAAGCCGGUGCUGGGCGCCGAUGUAAGUGGCGUUAGGGCUGUCACGAAGCGGCAGCCAAGACAGUAUAUGAACCGCCGCGGUGGAUUUAAUCGGCCGUUACCUGCCGAGCGCAGUCGCUAGAUUACUGGUUAGGCUUUAUAAUCCCCUUAUUUGCUGUUUCAGUUAGGGUGGAAUGUUCUACUUACGCUCAAGUUUACAUUAUAAGUAGGAUGUUGUUGAGUAUAAUGUCGGUUUAUGAUUUCUUUUAUUCGUGUUAGAAUUCGAUUUUACUUCAAAUUCGAGCUUACUAAUUUCUUGUUUUGUGGUGCAA
Messenger RNA from Malus domestica (apple), 794 nucleotides. RefSeq lists its product as uncharacterized. NCBI's taxonomy places the organism in Eukaryota, Viridiplantae, Streptophyta, Magnoliopsida, Rosales, Rosaceae. Gene Ontology annotation, biological process: RNA splicing. The record is from RefSeq and is a predicted model, not a curated record. Gene Ontology annotation, cellular component: precatalytic spliceosome.